This is a messenger RNA of Dentiscutata erythropus, 1206 nucleotides long. Lineage: Eukaryota; Fungi; Glomeromycota; Glomeromycetes; Diversisporales; Gigasporaceae. The record is from the annotation of a GenBank genome assembly.
AUGUGUGGCUUUAAACAUUGGGGUGUAAUUUCUCGUGGUUUAUGUAAAAGAAAUUCACUAGAAUGUUUUUACCGUUGGCGAAAACUUAAAGUAUUAAUAGAUUGGUCAUAUACCAAAAAUUUUUUCUUCACACCUAACGAACUAAAAAUGUUUUGGAAACUAGUAUCUAAAUAUGGAACAGCUUGGGAAAAAAUAUCUGAAAAGUUUCAAAAUAAAUCAAUAACACAGUGUAAGGAUCUUUAUCUUGACAUGCAAAGAUUUUCAGUUAUUAAUAAACAACUUGCACCUAUAAGUUACAAAAAAAUUUCAGAUAUAGUACAAAAAGUUGAACAGAAAGAACAAAAAGAAGAUAAUUUAAAGGAGAAUAAAAAAAAAAAGGUAAUUUGGAUGGUUGAUGAAGUCAAAAAACUUAAGAGUCUUGUAAGGGAACAAUCAUUUAAUGAUGUUAACUGGCGUAAAAUAGCGAUUGAAUUUCCAGGAAAAAGUCCAGAACAAUGUAGAGAUAAGUGGAAAGGAACGUGGGAUGAAAUAGAAGAUCAAGUUCUCAAAGAUAUAGUGAUAAAAUAUGGAAAUGAUUGGGAAACAGUAGCAGAACAUAUUGAAGGGCGAACACCAAAUAUGUGUAGAGAUAGAUGGCAGAUAAUUAAUCCAGAUAAAAUUAAAUAUAAACGAUCUUCAGAAAUGGAACGACAACUUUUAAAACAUGUUAUUAUUAAUGAGUGUCCUUUAUGGAGAGGAAAAAGAAUUAAUUGGAAAUACAUAUCAGAGAAAUAUUUUCCUAAUCGUAGUAAUAUUGAAUUAUUAAAUUAUUGGAGACAUUAUCGUAAUCCCAAUGAUUGGACACGAGAAGAAGAUGAAUUACUUCGUCAAAAAAUGAAAGAAUAUAGAGGGCCACCAGAAAAUAUUUGGGAAAAUAUUUCUAGAAAUAUAAUUGGAAGAACAGCAUCACAAUGUCGUGAAAGAUGGUUUCAUGCAGCAAGCCCUGAGCUCAAGUUUGGACGUUGGAAAUUAGAAGAAUGUGCUGCAUUAAUUAAUGAAAUUAAAAGGCAUGGAAAGCGAUGGAAUAUAAUUAGCAUGAAUUUAAGACGACCAUACCAUAAUGUAAGGAAAAAGUAUAGAAAUAUGGUAGAAUAUAACAAUAGAUUCAUCAAGGCUUUACGUCAUCAAGAACUAACAGAUCCUGAUGAAUUGAAUAGUAAUAAUUAA